Molecule: messenger RNA, 7597 nt
Organism: Leptinotarsa decemlineata (Colorado potato beetle)
Lineage: Eukaryota; Metazoa; Arthropoda; Insecta; Coleoptera; Chrysomelidae
Cellular component (GO): cytoplasmic vesicle
Molecular function (GO): protein binding
Source: RefSeq, a predicted model, not a curated record
UGACAACAGUCAGUGUGAAUAAUAAUUUCGUGAAUAAUUAAUAAUUGAUACAUAAAACAACGUUGACGGUAAAAAGUGUUGAAAACUAUCGCCUAAAUAUCAAGUGUCAGUGUGAAAUUCAUUUGUUCUGGAUUUGGAGAAGGAUAUUCGCCAUUUUAUGGCGUGGGAGAUGAAAAUAUUGCUCCAAAAAAAACGUGAAAUACAGUUCAAGCAUUGUCAGUGAUAAGUAGAUAAGUGACUAUAUUCUUCCAUCGAACAAAAACAAUAUAGAAAAGAAGCUUCGAAGUGGAUAAACUCUUAAUGAAUUAUAAAUUUUGUGUAUAAAGUGUGCGUAUCAGACAAGAAAGAAAAAUAAUUUCCAUUUAAUUCCCCGGGAGUGAGAUCAUUCGGAAAUGGGCGGGAUGUCAUAGUACAAACAUUCAGACAGACAUGCUUGUGGUUUUGCUGUGCUGCAUGAUGAAAAUUGUGGAGUUUUCCACGGGAAAAACUUGCGGGAGCGCAGACCCCCGUGGAAAACAAAAGAGGAGAUUCGUUAGAAAAAGAAGAGGUAAAGGAAUGACCGAGGUGGGUAUAGUUCGGGGUAGCCCGGACUCGGACUGCAACAGCAACCACCAUGGAUCGGCCAGUUACCUCAGCAACACUUCCUCUCAAGACAUCGACUUCAUCCAGGACAACUCUGACUAUCAGUGGUUUCUCGAUUAUGGGUACAGAGAUGGCGGGACAAACCACCACACCAGUAUUCUUUCCCUACCUGAAUCCUAUGAAGCCGGAGACGUCAACUACUAUGAUGUAUUUUCUAAAAACAUGGACGCCAAUCUGGCUGAAGCCGACAUGGAAAGUUUCAGAACUGAAGAUAUACACGCCCUGCUGACGAAUUUACCACCGAUGUGCAGUGAUCAUCUAAGUCAAGAAAAUAACCGACAAGGAGAAUGUUUCGCGAGUGUCUCUGGCUCAAUGAUGGCCAAAUUCGACUUGGACAGCUCAAUUAGCCCUAACAGUAGUUCGCAAGGUGAUGAAUGCUCAGCAAACUCCAAUUCUAUGUCAAUCUGCAAGUCGGAACCACUCUUCAGUCCUAUUAAAGAAACUCCUGUACCUGUGAAUUUCAGUGUAGAUUCACUGGAUUGCGAUUUUCAUGAUAUGAUGUUGACUUGUCAGGCUAACAAGGAUAAUUAUACCAUUGCUUUCGAGGGAUCUGUAACUAUGUAUUCGGAGGACAGUGAUUUUCAUGAGGCUGAUAAAAGUUCGAACUCUCACAACACGGACAGCGCUCAUUGGCCUGGUGACGUAAAGUGCCAAUUGAAAAAUAUCAAAGCUUUGGAUAGUUCUAUGACAAAAUCAGAUUCCAGCAGCCUAACUACUUGGAGCAAGCUGAAAAAACGCUGCAGUGAAGAUCAUCUGCGAAGACCUCCCUCUGGAAACAACAACAAUUCUGGAGAUGAAGCUAGUCAUUUAGGUUUAACGGAUGGAACAGUGAAAAGUCAAAGCAUGCCUAACUUGUAUAAACAGAAACUGAGAAAUCUUUUAGUUGCGAGUGGGAGUAUUAAAAGCCAAAGUAAUAGUUCGACCGAUACAUGCACAGUGAAGAGACGCCCAGUUAAAGUAUUUGACAUCCAGCAUCAAAUCAAUUGCAGCGAAAGUGCCAGUAUAUCAGAUAUGGCAACAUCAGUUGAUGUAAGCUCAAGCGAAAAUGCAAACAACAAACCGCCCAACUUCAGUUUGGUGAAGCUCUUCAUGAAACAAAAGAGUAUGAGCGUUGAAGGUAUGUCGACAACAAUGGAUCAGUUAUCCUCAACAGAGAAUUGGCAAGGGAGUCAGUCAGGCGAGAGUAAUUCAUCGGAACCAAAGGAGAAAAUCCUCAAUACCAGCACAGAAGUGAAAACCAACGACAGCAGCGCAAGAACUUACGAUUUAAUAGCUGAAGAACCGGAAGAAGAGGUCUCCGGUAGUGAGUCUGUGGAACAACUAUCGGAAAGUAUAUCCAAACUUGAUUCUGUCAGCGAGAGCUUUGAAAAAGAUAACCUGUCACCAGGGGAUUACUUGGGUAAAGCGGCAGAAAAAAAUAAGCGCAACGAUCUAAUGAACAGAAGCAUUCAAACAUCCCAUUUUUCGGAAAUAUCUAACCUCAAGAACGCCCACAAGACUUGUGUUGAAGCAAUCAAACAUCCAGUGAAGGUCAUCGAACCGUCAUUUCUGAGCAAGCUUAAGAUGGAGGGAGAGAUUGAAAAACCGGUGUACAUCCUUUACCCAAACUAUGUGUUGCCUGACCUGGACUUCCUGAACGAAAAGCAGGAUGUCUCCAAUAUGCUUCUAUUACCGCAAAAAGCUCCCAGCGCAAAAGCUAUACCCUCAAAAAGGCGGCCGUUCAGCUGCAACGAUCUGGAGUCUCUCAAAAAACGCGGAUUUAGCCACGUAGAGGACUGGGACUCGCUCAAUGUUUUGCUGCCACAGGAGUACCGCAAGAUCCUCGCUGACGUGCCAGAAGUAUCAGAACAUAUCAAGACUGUGAGCAGGGAAAAACCCUCCUUCUUGCAAAACAAGUUCGCUAAACGUCGUCCUCUGAGCUGUGAAAUAAACCAGUCGUCGAGUUCCAGCACAGCUACGCAGCCUAGUUCAGGUUUUAGAGGAUCUUCCAGUAUUCUGUCAGAUUCUCAGAACAGUCCUCUUCCUACUACGAAUUUGAAUCCACUCUUCGUGUAUCGGUAUGAUAGUGUUACCAGUUCAGAGGCUAGUUUACUCAACAGCGAAAGGCAGCGAAGUAUUACCACUAUGGCUCCAGCAUUGCCUUUGAGGUGUGGAAGCCUGCCACAUGGUGAAAAUAUACCUCCUAGACCGCCAUUACCGAGAGGAAUUCUAAGAAGAUGCAUCGAUAAAACUGACGUGACGAAGCGCUACAGCAUGUACGAAACCAGCGAGGAGGAGAAUGUUGAAGAAACAUCCCACAAACGUAAAUCUUUACCUGAUCCCUACUUUAUGCAAAGAAAUAAAAGAUUGUCUGAAACGGAAGACGAAGGUGUUGAUGCGGGCACGUCCAGCAGCAGCUUGGACGAGAACCCUGAAAAUCUGUCCAGACACAAGACAGAUUUUCUCCUCUCGAACAUCAGCACAGAUGAGAUGGCCCAACUCGAAGAGUUUUUGAAACUGAGUGGCAUAUCGAAUUCGGAUGAGGAGAACACAGAACGAAGCUUGACACAGCUGCGUUCAUAUGUUAGCAAGUUUUUGGCAUUGAAAAUCAAUCAGGAAGGUUCAGAGCACUUUGGAGGAAAAAAAUGUGUGAGUUUCGCCGAGAAAGUCAACUUGUUACCGAGACAUUUGGAAACGAAGCAUUUCAUUCCUCCUAAUAAUUCACCCAACGUUUCCGCGUUCCUUCAUCAGAAGAAUCAUCAGGCUAAAAAUUUGGUCGACAUGCCAAUUUGUGAAGAAAACGAAAACAGUCCAAACUAUUCUAGUCCACAAACCACUCCCAUCCAUCUGAGCAAGACCUUGUCAGACAACCUUAUCCAGAAACGGUCCCUUAUCAGCGCCGUCACCGACUCAGUUGAACAACUAAUGCACCAUUUCUCGCUUGCAUCCAAUCAAUUGGAACUAAAUGCAUUGGGAGACGCCAGCAUGAACCCUGCAUGCGCCAAACUGGCCCUCACCACGCUUUGCCCAGCGCUCUACGCGGUUCUCAGCGACGGGCUGAAGCCAAGCUUAGAAACCAGCUUCGGAUCUAUUAAUAACUCAGUCUGGCAGGUCGUGGAGGCUUCCGCGCAGCAGGGUCCUUUAACAAAGGCUUUGAACGAGCUUGUCAUGAGGAUAAAUAGCGAAGAUGUCAUCACUGAGGGUCUAGUCAAGUUCAAUGCCUUUGUCUUUGGCCUGCUCAACGUCCGAUCUUUGGAUGCGUGGGCUAGUUAUCUCAGAACGAGGGAGAGUAUAUUGAAGAAACACUACACUGCAGAUUCUUUGAUGGUGAUGUCCCAUACCGGUGGGGCGAACGUUCGGUCUUUACUGGACUCCAUGAUCGCCGCUUUGCAACCGCUUGCAUUUUUGCCUUUUCAGCUGGAUUUAUUAUUCGAGUUCAAGCAGUUGCAUCUCAGCUUCAAGAGGAUGGAUUCUUUUCAUCAGCCGCUUAGUCCUACUCAUAAGCACUCACCAUCCCCAAAUUUCAAACAGUUCAGCUCUGCAAGACUUGGCCUCUCUUCACCCAGUAACCGUUCAAACUCUGAGUCGGAAGAUAUUUCCACAGCAAACACGGUUCGCAACUGUUCUAUAAACAAUGAACCCGAUCUUCUCGAUACCCCUCCUGCCUCUAAGUUGAAACCUCGCAGCGAUAAGGAACGACCCAGAUCGUGCGUCGAUACUAGCGCAAAUUCUAGACCCUCCUUCAAACUCGGGGAAGACAUGAACAAUAUAGCAAGGAAGAGGUGGUCGAGCAUCGCUUUAAACUCGAAACUUUACCAAGCUUACGACAGACUAGCAAAGGAAGACGAAGAAUAUACGGACAGCUUGGAGAAUCCCGAACGGCAAGACAGAAGCGACGAGAAUGUACCAUCACUCAAAGAGGAGUGUGAGCCAGAGUCUCUGGACUCGAACUUCUCAGAUGAAAAACCGAUUAACGGAAGGAGGUUCAAAAAGCUGCAGCAAAAGUGGGAGAUGCUGAGCGGGCAGAACUCUACAGAGUCUCCUCCUCCAUCGCCUACACAUGUGACCAAAUCGAAGAUACCUAGGCCGAUAUCGUCACCUGUGAAACCGUCGGGGAUUCCAGUACUAGUUUCUCCGGUCGUCAAAGGAGGUGUUAAUAUUGCGAAAAAGGUUACAACGCCUCCAUGUGGAAAGGGUAGUCCAAUCACUAAGGGGUUGGUUAGCACCAAGAGUUCACCAAUGAUUAGGGCAGGGCCCAGUACAAGGACAAGCAGAGUGGACCAGUUAGAACACCCUCAUGACACUCCUAGACACGUGCAAAGACCUAGUAGUUUACCCUACAAAGCAGCAAAUCAGAAUGGAAAGACUUCUAAAAUCACUCCUCCUCGAAGAGCAGCAUCUAGUUCGUUGAGUAGGAAACCGAUCAGUCAUUCUACGACACCCAAGGUUGUGCGAACCCUGAACCACAGGUUACCUUCCGAGAGCGGUCAUCUAUCCUACAACGAAGGAGAACGGUUACGAGUGGUAUUAGAAGUCGACGAAAAAUGGUUGUUGUGCUGCAGGGGUACUCAAAAAGGUCUCGUGCCGAAAUCGGCCGUUAUAGCAGACACCGGACGAUUCUGACUGUAAAUAAAAAGUUGUAAUGUUCGAGUUGUAAAUUUUUAUACAGACUGGACUUGUGAUGAAUAAGUUAUUCGAUUAGUCUAGGUAAGGCAUAUUUUUUAAGGAAACCGUGCUAGUAUGAUGUACAUUGCGGAUUGAGUAUUUCAAAUUGGAGUAUGUCAAAACAAUUAGAAAUUUAGUAACUAUUUCAGAUAUUGUAGAAACUGAAAACUUUCACAACAUGAGUAUUUUAAUUUUUGUAAAUAUACUUCGAUCAUUAUUUUUACAUUUCUUUAUAAGUGUUAUUGUUCCGGGGUCUACUUUUUACUAUUCUGAAUUUUUAUGCUGGCUUGUGAGACUGUAAGCUUUCAAAGUUGUUGGUGCUCUAAUUUGAUAUACUCAGUCUGUCCUGUUUAUACCGAAAACAUUGUUAAUAGUUGAUAUUCCCUUUUCUCCCUUAUUGUUGCCGCUUCUUGUGAAUGUAAGUGUUACUGAUAUUUUCCUUCUUUCUGUUUCUUUCGUCGGUGAUAGUAUUUUAGUGUACUAAAUGGGUACUGGAUACUUAAAUAUAUAAUUUGAAGCCAUUGUAUGGUAUUCGAUCUACCUAUAUUUUUAUUUUUUGUUGGAAUGUCGGGAAACGUCAUGAAACCAGUUUUCUUUUCGGUAUCUGCUCAACAAGUUCUGAAAUUCUUUCCAACUGUGCUCAACUGAAAUUUAUAAAUAUGAUCUAGAUCUUUUCAAUCCUUCAUGUAUUGAUUUUGCCUUUAUUUUAAUUUUUAUAUGGUUUCAAAAUGUUCUACAAAAAUAUAAUUUCAUCGAAGGAAAUUAUUUUUUAUAAAAUCAUUGGAUUUUGAUUAUGAAUAGCUGACUCCUCUAUAAUCGGUUUUACUUUUAUUGCAGUGUUUGUGUAAAAUUGGAACUUGAUGAGUGGAUCAUUUCCUCUUUUUUCCUUUCGGUGGUUGGGUUCAAUUUCUCCAGAAUUCAGCAAAAAAUAUGUGCCAUGACAAGCGAAUUUCUGAUCUAACAAUCUUUCCUGGAACUACCGAUCCUGAUAUUUUAACAGUGUUGCAUUCGCCGGUAUUACAGAGCCCUCACAAGCCCUACUAACAACCUGGCCAAUUUACCCUCCUGUGCAUGCUUACAUUUCUUGUGAAGGGUUUUGUAACGUUAUGGUACAUAUUACUGUAGUUAUAUAGUUACGUUUCUACUGAGAGCUUGUACAAUUUUGUCAAACUCGACUGUGGUAACCAGCACAAUUUUGUAGUUUUCCUUUUCGAAAUUUUCGCACACCAGAGCAUCUGGCGUGGGCCCAGUAUUUAUUGGAAUACCCGGAAUCCAACCGAAGCUCGAAUAAAUCCUACUUAAUUAUUUAUUUAUGUUUGUUCAUUUGGCCUUUGAAAACUAUUCUGGUAUCAAUUUUAAAAAGUCAACCAGUUUUGCUGAUAGCUGAGGCCUCGAACUUAUUCUUCAUCUAUUUCAAGUGCCAUCAGUAUUUUUUUUUCGAACUUCAUAUCUCUCUUCUAACACCAGUCAAAUUUUCCUAGUCUUCAUUCAUUAUAAAAUUAACUUAUUGGAUAUUUGUGGAAAACAAAAUUUUUAAUCAUUGGAUGGCCUAGUUGCCAAUCUCUUACAGAUAUUCAAAGUGAAUGAACAAACUUUGUUACCUUACUAAUACUCUUCCUUUGGAAGGAAAAUGGUUUCUUGGCAAUUUCUGAGUUGCUUUCUAUGGUUAACUUAUUGGGCCAAUGUGAUAAUCUACUUUUAACCUCAGAGCUUCUUCUAAAAUACUUUGCUGAAUGUAAUCUAGUGAAUAUUGUAGUAACAUGAGUAUUAUGCAAGUAUAUAAUGAUAUACGUACAGAUUGUCCCAAAUAGGAUCAUUUGCGGUUGAAUAUCAACUGCAGGCCGUUUUUUGUGAGGCACUCUUUAAAUAUAUAUAUUGUGUAAAAAUUUACCAAAUAUCUGUGACGGUGGCCUUUUGAUUGUACAUUUCGCUAUAUUUCCUUAAAUCUCCUUACCCCUGUCCUAGUUAUUCAUUUGCAGAUUGUAUUGGCAUUGUUUCACCUAUUUAUUUGUAUAUAUUGAAUCGAAAAGAGUAUGUUUUAUGUGAUGUAUAUAAUCUCUACCAAAGUUACGAUCGAACGAUCUGAACUCGAUAUUCCGAUAAGUUAAGUUCAUAUUUUGGGAGCAAUUUUCAUUUGUUUUUUAUUCGCUGAAUCUUUUUUUUAAGGCGUUAUGAAUGUGCGCCUCUCAAGUCAUUUUUCUAUCGUCUUGAGUUGAACUGUGAAGAAUUGUAAACUUUCAGUUUGUUAUAUUUACGAAUAUCAAUAUGAAAAGCUGUAGAAUCUACUCAUUAUACAAUAAUUAUAAGUAUA